AUGAAUGCCCACCAAAAUACCCCUCCAAUUCUCACACCCCAACCAGAUCUUGAAAAUGGCCCAGAAGACAACAACCACUCACAUCAAACUCGUCGUAACCAGCUCGACCAACAACAACGAGAGUCCACUGGGAACUGGUUAGUAGGAUCAUUCAUCUACCGUCUCUUUUGCGCCCCUACAUCAUCCAUACCACACCAAAUCAUCCUCCUCUUUUCCUUUGCAAUCUUCCUCCCAAUCUUUAUGAUCUUUUUCUUCGUCUCCGCAAUCAUCCUCCUCAUCCGCUCAGCUCUUGGCUAUGAUCCUCCAUUGGCCCCACCUACAGAUACUCUCGACCAAGAAACACAACAAGUCAAUCCCUCCAUGGUCGCUGUCUCCGCUCUAAUAAAUGAAUUCGCACCAAAUUCUGCUACACCUCAUCCACCUUUACCAAGAAGAACAACCCUCCAGAGAAACCAAAGAGACCCAGAUAAUUGUCUGUCUGAAAAGGAACUGGAAAAACUCUUCCCUGUCACUACAGUUGCCGAAUUUCUUACAACUGUCAAAUCUGUAGAAAAAGAACCAAGUGAUGAAAAUGAUGAAAAAAAAUCAAUAAUAACUGAUAAUAAUAGUAAUAAUAAUUCUACAAACUUUGAUUCUUCAAUAUCUAAUGGUGAUGAUAUUAACACUAAAGACCUAGCUGAACCUCCUCACGCCACUACUAAUAUUAACAUUAACACUACGACUAGCACUACUAAUAAUAAUACCAAAACAAAUAAAACUACCCAAUCUUCUUCUUCUUCCUCUUCCUCCUCCUCAAGAUUAAAUCUAUCCCACCACCUCCAUUUCCCUAAAUUCUCCUCUUCUGGCUCCAAAGCCCCUGCUUUUCUGUCUUCUAAUCAUCAACAAUCUUAUACAUCUACCUCUCUCAUGUGUCCCAUCUGCCAAAUCCAAUUUGGCCACGAACACGAUGAUGAAGAUGGUGAAGAAAACCAACAAAACAACACUAACAACACUAACAAUACCCCUUCAUUAGACUCAUCAACCCCUCUCAGAGUGUUGCACUGUGGUCAUGCUUUCCACGACGAGUGUAUCCGCAGAUGGCUCUGCCACAUCAAGCCUACCUGUCCUCUUUGCAACCGCGUUUUUGUCACCAAACGCAGACCCGAGCCUACCGAGUAUUUUGAAGGUUAUUUUUGGAUAUAA
Magnusiomyces paraingens is the source of this 1182-nucleotide messenger RNA. RefSeq lists its product as uncharacterized. The record is from RefSeq and is a predicted model, not a curated record. The transcript has a single exon. Bases 1 to 1182 code for a protein of 393 amino acids. Lineage: Eukaryota; Fungi; Ascomycota; Dipodascomycetes; Dipodascales; Dipodascaceae.